Clonostachys byssicola is the source of this 2994-nucleotide messenger RNA. The record is from the annotation of a GenBank genome assembly. Lineage: Eukaryota; Fungi; Ascomycota; Sordariomycetes; Hypocreales; Bionectriaceae.
AUGUCUGCCGAAGACACGAGGGACGAAGGUGAGACCAUCACCCUCGCCGGACAGUCAAACAUAUCCCCACGCAAUGGAAGCAGCGCAAGUUCCCGCCAGUCUGGACGCCAGCAGGUCCGUCAUCGCGCCUCAGUAGCCUGUGCCUCCUGUCGCGAUAGACGGAUUCGCUGUGUCGUCCCGCAGGGUCAAGCAGAGUGCAACCAGUGCCGUAGAUCUGGGACCGAGUGUAUAAUUAAGAAUGAUGAUGAGCGAAGACGACCAAUCUCCAAGGCCUACAUGUCCUCACUCUCUGACCGGAUAUCAAUGCUCGAGGGCAUGCUCAAGGACAAGGGAGUUGUACCGCCUCCUGCCAGCCACCCUCCAAAGACCAAGCACGACCAGCAGACCAAAUCGUCAGAGCCCCAGCAGAAGAAGAAGCGGUCCAUUGACGGUGACCGCCAGAGCUCAAUCGCGCCAUCGUCAUACCAUGCUGCCUCGCCGAGUGUGCAUGUCCCUUCGCCACCAGACUCGCGCAAUGACGAACCAAUGAAGCCGGACUUGGACAUGGCCGAUUCAAUGGCCAGCGUGGAUGAGAUCCAUUUGACUCAGCAGCAGCAGCAACAGCAGCAGAUGCCCCCGCCAUCGUUCCACAUGGAGGGCUCACCCCUUCGCAUGCUGGACCCCAGGCAGGAGGACAUCGUUCACCGUCUGCUAUCUAACAAGGCCAAUCUCUCAUUCGACCAGCUCUCCGGACGAUUGCGCUUCUUCGGCCCCACGGCAAACAGUCACGUAUACGCAGAAUCACCGGACCAGUUCGACUCCCGAGAGCCCCCGGAGCAGGUUCGCAGAGCGGAACGCAUCAUUCGCUCUCUCAGCACGGCCACCUACGACUACCUCAUGUCCAACUUCUGGGAAUACUACAACUCGGUCAUCCAGGUCAUCGACCGGGAGGCGUUUGAAGCAGAUCGCGACUCGCAGCACCCCAAAUAUUAUUCCAGCUUCCUCCACAUCUGCGUGUUGGCAAUGGGCUAUAGAGGAUCGGACCAGACACGCGAUGACAUGAAGAAGAUCUCGCUGGGGAACCGCGAGAGCACUCUUCAUCGGGAGGCCAAGUACAUGCUUGACAUUGAGCUUGAGAGACCCGGGGGGAUCCCGAGUGUUCAGGCGCUCUUGCUCCUCGGUGAUCUUGAAUGCGGGGUGGGAAGGGAUAAUACGGGAUGGAUGUACUCGGGCAUGGCAAACCGACUGGCCUUUGACAUUGGACUUCACCUGGACUGCCGCACCGACGGCAUGCCAGAGCAAGAGGUCUGCACUCGCCGCAUGGUGAUGAGAGCGGCUGUCAUCUACGACAAGUACUGGGCCUUGUUCCUCGGGCGACCCACGAGCAUCAAGAGCCAGGAUAUCAGCAUGGAGCUUCUCUCGGACAAGUUCUCCCUCCUCACCUCCGAGUAUCUGCCAUCGCCACUGGGACAGAACAUGGUGACCGAUAUCUACGAGCAACUGAUCGAACUGAUGGAGCUGGCGGGCCGCAUUGUAGAAACUCGCGACAGCCGUGGCCUCCGGAAGGUCGACCCAAACAACUACUUCUCCAUGACCGAGGCAGAGGACAAUGCCUAUCUGCACGUGGUCAACCUCGAUCGCCAGCUGCAAAACUGGUACCGCCGCCUACCCGACCACCUCGCGUGGAAGCCCGCCAACAUCAAGACGGCCCCCUACAGCUUCUUCCUGCUUCACCAGCAGUACCACGUGUCCAUGAUCCUGCUGCACAGGCCGUGGGCCAAGUACGACACCGGCGACGGCUCGAGCGUAGGCUCGCGCACCGGAUCCCACCCCAGCCCCGAGACCGACCAGAUGGGCGGCGAGCCGGGCACGGCGCCCGUGGUCAUCGACAAGGAGAACUCCAUCGGCCUGGGCGACCCGCACUCCAUGGUCCACGACAGCCGCGCGGCGCUCUCCCGCAGCAUCUGCACGCAGCAGGCCAUCCGCGUCUCCCGCAUCUUCUGGCAGCACCGCCAGCGCUUCGACGGCCGCAAGAUCUUCGUCACGGGCAUCCAGCACGCCGGCACCUCGGCCCUCGCCCUCAUCGCCGCGCUCGCCUUCCACAAGAGCGAGGCGGACCGGCGGACCUACAUGGGGUACCUCGAGAUCCUGAGCGACGCGCUCGGCGACAUGAGCCACACGUAUCAUCCCGCCGCCCGUAUGGACCAUCUGCUCAAGGCGGUGCUGAACCAGGUCCGAAUCAACCUGGGCGAGGACCCGCAGCAGAGCGCGAUGCGAGGCCACGGCAUGUUCCCCCUCGGCGGAUCAGGCGACUUCGCAGCCCCUCCCGCAGUAGUGCCGUCCCGUCGGGAGGCUGUUGACUCACACAUCGGCGGCCAUCCAGCCAAGAAGCGAAGACCCGGCGGCGGUAGUAGGCGAGCGUCGGAGCUGCCGCGCCCUCCCCCGCCCUUUUUCUCGCAGCCCACGCCGCCGAGCUCAUCCUACAGACAUCAGCAGCAGCAGCGGCAGAUGAGCAGCGUGUUCGGCGGCAGCGACAUGAGCCACCAGCGGGCCGACUCCAUGUCCUUCCCGCUGGGGAGCACGUCGGACGGCAUCCACAGCUUCGACCUGAGCUUCCUCGACGGCUCCCCGGCCAUCGACAUGGACCUGGGCCAGGGCGCCUCUGGCCGGCCGGACGACAUGGCGCUCGUGACGCCCUCGUCGGACAUGUGGGGGUUGGGCAGGCUGCCUGGUGACCAGGACGGCGAGCCUCGCGGCGGGUUCGAGGCUCUGAUGGAUGACUUCGCGCUGGGGCCCGCGGGGCUGAGUGCGAGCUCGGUGCUGGGGCAGAACGGCAAUGCAGAGAACGGGACGAAGCGGAAUGAGGAGAAUGGCCGCGCGCCGAUGAUGGAUCAGGAUGUGGCUGGUGGGAUGAGUCCGCUGAGCAUGAACAGCCUGAUGCAGACGGUGGAAAAGGGAAACGGUGAAAAUGAGGCGCAGCGGAAUCACGAUUUAGACUUCUUUAGCUUUACGUAG